Molecule: messenger RNA, 1572 nt
Organism: Penicillium cinerascens
Lineage: Eukaryota; Fungi; Ascomycota; Eurotiomycetes; Eurotiales; Aspergillaceae
Product: MFS sugar transporter
Exons: 7
Coding region: 1-1572 (523 amino acids)
Biological process (GO): carbohydrate transport; transmembrane transport
Cellular component (GO): membrane
Molecular function (GO): carbohydrate:proton symporter activity
Source: RefSeq, a predicted model, not a curated record
AUGGGAGAAGGAACCGACAUUGCGCAUGAGGAAGUGGCACAGCCACCCGCUCGGCGGCCACGCCAGCCGACCUUUCUCGGCCAGACCAAGGCUGAGUGGUAUAUAUACUGGAUCUGCGGUGUUGCAUCCAUUGCAAAUAUAUUUCAAGGUUUUGAUUCUGGUAUUUAUUCCGUCAUUCUCGCCGACAACGAUUUCAUUGAUUACUUCGAUGUUCGGGGAGCCAGGUCCGGAGUUGUGGCCAGUAUGGUCAAUUUGGGAAAUGUGCUAGGAAAUUUCUUCGUGGCGUGGUGGUUUAUUCGGUGGAUGGGUCGUCGGCUCGCCUUCGUCUUUGGAACCAUUGUGUUGCUUGUCGGAGUGGCUCUCCAAGCUGCCGCCGUGGCCUAUGCCAUGCUCGUCAUUGGUCGGAUUGUGUCUGGUAUCGGGACCGCCAUCAUCGGGACCAAUCUGGCCGCAUAUCAAGCCGAGGUAUCCUCGCCUCUCAUUCGGGGCCGUGUAGUAUCCUUUGUCCAGGUAUCUUAUCAGGUCGGCGUACUUAUUGCAUACUGCGUGAGUCUCGGGGUGCCGAAGAUUGGAGGUAAUCUCGCUUGGAGAGCCGCAACUGCCCUUCAAGUUAUCCCCGGGGUUAUCCUGAUUGUUGCUGCAUUCACCAUUCCGGAGUCGCCACGUUGGAUGCUUGAGAAAUACCCCGACAAGCCAGAGCGAGCACUAAAGCUUCUCUCUCGGAUCAGAAAGCUCCCUGUAGACGAUGAAGAGGUCCUGCGAGAGCACCAUGACUUGGUAGCUGCCCAUCGCUACCGCAAAGAAAUCGAAGGUGAAGUGACCUGGAGACACCUUGUGAAAAACUAUAGUGUCUGGAAGCGGGUUGCGUACGGUAUGGCGACCAUGGCAAUUGGGCAGCUGUCCGGUGUGGGCGCCUUGAUGAUCUAUGGAGAUUUGAUCUUCGACAGCCUUGGGUUCUCUCAAGGUAUCAUGAAUCUUCUAUUGAAUGUGAUUGUUGGCGUAUUGGCCCUAAUUGCGAGCUUGGUCAGCUCGAUGGGUGUUGACAAGUGGGGACGACGCAUUACUUUAAUCACUGGGUGCACCGCUAUUGUCAUCAGCUAUGUGCUUAUCGGCGCCCUCGCAGAUGCCUUUCCGGCUGAGACCAAUUUCAAUCGCAGUGCGGGAAUUAUGCAAGUCGUUUGCAUUUAUGUUAUCGAGAUGGCUUACUCUGGCUGUCUCGGUCAAUGCGCCUGGAUCUAUGCUUCCGAAAUAUUUCCCAACCACCUUCGUGACAAAGGUAUUAACAUCUCCCAGGUCGGUCAGCAAGUUACCACUCUCUGGAUUAAUCAAACCUGGCCUGUGAUGUUUGACAGCGUCGGCCACAACGCCUACUAUAUUCUCAUGGGGAUCAACAUUGUCUCCUUGACGGUUGUUGUACUGUUCUGGCCCGAAACCAAGGGUAUCAGCCUCGAGCAUAUGGAUCAGCUCUUUGGCGGUGUUGACGCGGUAGAGGUGUAUGAAGACAAGGAAGCUCGUGCACAACAUAUUGAAGAGAGCAACUCGACGCGUGCGGAAGCGCAGGAACGCUCGUGA